Messenger RNA from Frieseomelitta varia, 3508 nucleotides. RefSeq names its product A disintegrin and metalloproteinase with thrombospondin motifs 8 (gene sona). The transcript is spliced from 17 exons. Gene Ontology annotation, biological process: proteolysis. The record is from RefSeq and is a predicted model, not a curated record. Gene Ontology annotation, molecular function: metalloendopeptidase activity. The coding region runs from base 172 to 2481 and encodes 769 amino acids. Lineage: Eukaryota; Metazoa; Arthropoda; Insecta; Hymenoptera; Apidae.
ACAGUUCUCUUCGUCCUUUCGUCGUCGUGACGACACAUCGAGGAUCUCGACAGCCGCGACGAUGGAAACAUGAGGACACUGGAGGAUCGUGUACUCGAUCGAUGCAGCUCCGAACCUGUCGACCAUAAAUGACCGAUGUGACGCAGCCCAUCAGGAAUAUUUUCACGCAAAAUGAUUCGUGCCCUUGUCCUUCUGUGCAUGGCCGUUCUACCUCUUGUACGAUGCCACAAGAUCCACGAACACAUGACAAGGGAGGAGAUAUUAUCGGUGUUUCACACGGGACACGAGUCUGUACCGACGUACGAAGUUAUACCUGUGCUGCAUUCGAUGCACAAGAGAAGUAUAGGGAACCCAGAGAUACACCUGAAGGCAUUCGGGAAGGACAUCAGUCUGUCGUUGAAGCCUACGGAAGGGUUGCUGACAGUGAAUCAUUUACCUAUGUGGACUGUCACGAAGGAUACGUCGCAACCUGGUGGUCUCCACUAUGAGAAGGUGACAAACGCCGACACAGAUAUCGGUGACAUCUAUCAAGACACGACGAACAUGGCGUCCAUUCUGCUGCACCGGGACGCGAAUGGGAAAGUGCUCGUUGAUGGUAAUAUUGGUUCAGAGCUAGUGAUUCGACCACUGCCAGAUAGGAUAUUAGACGAACUGGUAAGCAAGAAUUCCAGUCUCCUUCACGGAGAGGAGUUACUGCCAAACGUGACGCGAAGCAAAGGGAACUUGAAGCGCACGAGUCAUCACGUGGUGUACAAGAAAGUGGCUCGCACGAGCGGCGACGAAUACAGCGAUUUCACACUGAUGGAACCUGACCAUUUGGCCAAGAGGUACAGAUCGAAACGAUCGAUCACCACUAGAACGAAGAGGGAAGCGCCGUAUGUGAUCUACCCGGAAAUUCUCUGUAUCGUGGACUACGAUGGAUACAGAUUACACGGCGGUGAUAACGUACAAAUCAAAAGGUACUUCGUAUCCUUCUGGAACGGAGUGGACCUGAGGUACAAGCUGUUAAAGGGGCCAAAGAUCCGCAUCAGUAUCGCUGGAAUUAUCAUAUCACGGGGAAGAGAUGCUACGCCGUAUUUGGAAAGAAAUCGCGUUGGACGGGACGCGAUCGAUUCGGCAGCUGCGUUGACCGACAUGGGCAAAUAUCUCUUCCGAGAGAGACGACUUCCGGUGUACGACAUCGCUGUCGCCGUCACAAAAUUAGAUAUGUGCAGGAGGCAAUACGCGAAUGACGUGUGCAAUAGAGGAACCGCAGGAUUCGCGUACGUGGGUGGAGCUUGCGUCGUGAAUAAACGCCUAGAAAAAGUGAAUUCGGUGGCUAUUAUCGAAGACACGGGCGGAUUUAGCGGGAUUAUCGUCGCAGCACACGAAGUUGGCCAUUUGCUUGGCGCAGUUCACGAUGGCUCGCCACCACCCAGCUACCUCGGAGGUCCAGGGGCCGAAAAAUGUCGCUGGGAGGAUGGCUACAUUAUGAGUGAUCUCAGACACACCGAGAAAGGCUUUAAAUGGUCCCAUUGCAGCGUGUCGUCGUUUCACCAUUUCUUGAAUGGUGACACAGCAACGUGCUUGUACAACGCACCUCACGAAGACGAAGCUCUUCCUCGAGUUUUACCUGGGAAACUUCUUUCGUUGGAUGCACAAUGUCGAAAGGAUCGCGGAACGAGCGCCUGUUUCAAAGACGAUAGAGUUUGCGCUCAACUAUUUUGCUUUGACGCUGGUUCAGGAUACUGCGUGGCCUAUCGUCCAGCGGCGGAAGGUUCUGCUUGUGGAGACGGCCAGUAUUGCCUGAACGGGAAAUGUGUGGCCGAACACGAGAAUAUUAUACCAGAUUACACGCAAAACAUUCCAACGUACGUGCGCCGAGACGGCAAUUUCAACCCAACAGCCCUCAAUCGGCCUCUAUAUGCUCAAUACAACAAUACAGAGUACAGGUAUCCGUGGGAAUCGACGACACACAGCACGCCACAAUCGAAAUUCAAAUACUCCUCGCCGUCGUCGAAUCUCUUCUCGUCGACGAGCAAUCCUUACAAACGCGUCACAUCGUCCGCCACCACACCGGCGACCAAAUACACCUACACCACUGCCAGUUAUUUGUACGCCAAUAAAUACAAGACUAAAGUAAACAAUAGUAACGACAAUAAUAGUUAUAGUAAGAACGGAUACGCUGCUGGUACCACUACCAGGAGGUAUACGAAUUAUUCGUACUACACGGUUAGUCCGAUGUCAAAGAUCAACGAUCUGAAUUAUCCGAAAAUUAGCCCGUUCAGGCAUAAGAGUACGGUGAGCACGGGGUUCGCAGCAUCAGGCAAACGGGAUCAAAACGGUCUUCAGGGCGAUGCUCGCGAACCAGAGGGCGAUGAGUGCGUGGACGAGGGGUCAGAUUGCGCGGAGCUGAUUGACAGGCUGAGAACAUGGCUGUGCCAUUUGCAAUCUAUGAAAACCCGCUGCUGCGCGUCCCUAAAGACGAUCUGUGCCGCUUGAUGGGCAACGUUGAAACGGUUCUUCCGGUUCGUUAAGGAGUUCACGUGGCUACGCAUCCAGAGACCACCGCAGGUUCGACAUCGAACGCUCGUGGCGCGCACUCAGCACGCGUUCAGCUCAUGGAGCAGACCAUAUUUUCCAUUGGAGAGAUUUGGGACAUUAGGCGAAUCAUGUGAUUCACAUCGUGUCGUUCGGUCAGCAUGAUUUCUGAAAGACCAGACAUCUUACGAAGUCUUAAAUGCUCUGGUGGUCGAAACCGCACGAAGAACGAAUGUGCAAUUCAAUUUUUAUUAAGUAGUUACAUAAUCUCACUGUGUUACCCAGAAUAUAACUUCUCUCUCUCUUUCUCUCUCUCUCUGUUUCUUUCUUCUUUCUCUUCUGUAUUUCUUUUUCUUUUUUUUUUUUUAAGAAUAGUAUCGCAGGAGCUUUGUACAGACAACAGGCGUGAAGACACGUUGAAUGAAAACGUUCAAUCAGUUAUAUCCGUUAUGUAAGUUCGAUCGUAUAUUUAUUCGGUGCAUCGCGCAAGAGAUCUUUGUGUUAUGAUAAAAAUAUUCACGCGAGCGUGUUAGCUACGGACGCGCAAGCACACGCGAGAAAACGAGCUUCCCUUAAAAUCAUGAGAAUUGUAGCACAAGGAAAAUAAAUGGUGAUUAUACGACGGAACCGUGCGUUCCUUUUUGUUGGUUUAUAUAUAUAUAUAUAUAUUUUACAAAUCUUUUGUGCAAAUUAGAUCGCUGAAUUUAGAGAAUUAAGAAAAUACUGAAAUAAUUAUUGGACUGCCUGAUAGUAUAUAUGUGUUUCAACUACUUAUAUUUUAUAUCGUUAUCUUUAAGCAUUGAUAAUUGGGAAAAGAUAAUUGAAUACUUGUAGACGGCAUUCAUUAAUUAGAAAUGAUAAUACAUUGUGAUACAAAUGUACAUAUUUGAAAGACAAAUUUUAGAAAAUCUUUUUGUCCCUUUUCUUUGUAUAAUUGUCAAUUUAAUGAUGAACUGUCAAUAAAAUGAUGAAUCAGUUUUCUCAUGUA